UGUGUGUGUGUGUGUGUGUGUGUGUGUGUGUGUACUUGUAUUUCUUACUUUAUGGGGCCCAGUGACCAGGAGCACACCAACGGUAUGGGGUCCAACAACCUUGUGGGGCCCGAAAUGGUGGGCCCCACACCGAUUUCAAUGUAAACUGCCUCAGAAGCCUCUGCUGAUAUGCCUCAUGCUUUUUUUUCACUUUCCCCACAAGGUGAUAAAAACUGGUUAUGAGUGUGUAUGUGUGUAUGCUCUCUAUCGCCCCUGUAGCUGGGAACGUGGUAUUGCAGCAGAUACACACUACCGGAAGUGUGUGUGGCUUUAGCCAAUGAGAAAGGCCCACGGAGAGGGAGGGAGGAGCCGUGUAGUUUUAUUGGAUGCGCCCACGCUACACGCACAUUGUUACUGGGUUUUAAUCUUCAAUUCCUCGUGUUUUGACUCUGUUUCAACUGAAGAAACACUUCAUGUAGGCUAAGCAACAGGAUUCUGUAAUCCUAUAGUAUUUAACUAUACAUCUGAUAUAGUUUAAUGUGUAUUUCUAGUCGUGUGAACAGAAUGAUGCUUAAUGAAGUAAGGUUUUAAACAGAUGGCUAACAUUAGCUGCUAAAAGUUCACGGAGACGGCAUUUUAAACCGGAAGUUCCACGCGCUUCGACUCUGAACACACGGAAAACACUCUUCAUGUGAGAAACCGAGCCAUAAUGUUGAAAAGAAAGACAAGGAUACGGCCUGUUGAUGAUGCCAGGACACACAUUCUGUCAUUGAGGGACAAGCCUGGGUUUAUGGAACGAUUUAUCGAUAGUAACAAAGGAAGAGGAGUGUUUACUACCCAGCCUGUGGAAGCCGGAGCUUUUGUUUUGGAGUACAGGGGUGAACUCAUUUCAGCAGAAGAAUGCCGGGCAAGAGACUACACUGAGUUACAGAGCACAUUUCUGUUUGAAUUUGAGUGGCAGAAGCGUCACUGGUGUAUUGAUGCAUCCAAAGAAGACCGCUCCCUUGGAAGAUUGAUUAAUGACAAUCACAAAUCUCCAAACUGCACCAUGAAAAAAAUCGUAGUAAACGACAGGCCACAUUUGUGUCUAUUUGCUGUGAAGAAAAUUGAAAUAGGAAGUGAAAUCGAAUACAACUAUGGUGAUUCACAAUGGCCAUGGCGUAAAAAGGGGCCAAAGCAGCAGACUUCUGUUCUAGAGACCAAAACAUCCCUAACAGAUCACUCUUCCCAUGAUGACUCCAACAAAGAUGCUGUCGUCACACAGGAGCCAAAGCAGCAGACUUCUGUUCUAGAGACCAAAACAUCCCUAACAGAUCACUCUUCCCAUGAUGACUCCAACAAAGAUGCUGUCGUCACACAGGAGCCAAAGCAGCAGACUUCUGUUCUAGAGACCAAAACAUCCCUAACAGAUCACUCUUCCCAUGAUGACUCCAACAAAGAUGCUGUCGUCACACAGGAGCCAAAGCAGCAGACUUCUGUUCUAGAGACCAAAACAUCCCUAACAGAUCACUCUUCCCAUGAUGACUCCAACAAAGAUGCUGUCGUCACACAGGAGCCAAAGCAGCAGACUUCUGUUCUAGAGACCAAAACAUCCCUAACAGAUCACUCUUCCCAUGAUGACUCCAACAAAGAUGCUGUCGUCACACAGGAGCCAAAGCAGCAGACUUCUGUUCUAGAGACCAAAACAUCCCUAACAGAUCACUCUUCCCAUGAUGACUCCAACAAAGAUGCUGUCGUCACACAGGAGCCAAAGCAGCAGACUUCUGUUCUAGAGACCAAAACAUCCCUAACAGAUCACUCUUCCCAUGAUGACUCCAACAAAGAUGCUGUCGUCACACAGGUAUUUACCAUCAAAGGGUUUUCCCUAGUGAACUAUCCCGAAAGUGAUGAGACGGAUGAGUAUAUUAAAGACAACCCUCCAACUCCACACUGUGAUGUUGUUCGAAAGAAGACGAGGAAUGGAAACAUUCAGGUGGUUGGAGUAGCUGAUUUUUCUGAUCCUCUGAUUGACUCAAAUGAGAGUAUAAUAGAUGAAACUGAUGAGGAUUCUAGUCUGCAGUCAGACAAUGAAGUUGUUCCAAAAAAUAUUUUGAUGGAUAGAGUACCAGAUUUUUCUGUUCCUCUUAAUGAGUCAAGUGAUGACAGCAUGGAUGAGCCUUCCACUUCUAUGUCUGAAAUGGCUUCACAAAGGCCGAGGAGAAACUGUCACCGCCCUAGACUGUUGACAUGGAUGGGUGUUCACAAGAGGAAGAUGACUUUAUUCCAGACGUACAGGAGCCUGAAGUUGAGGACAGUGUGGCAUCCACACAAGAACCUACAUCCACACAAGAACCUACAUCCACACAAGAACCUACAUCCACACAAGAACCUACAUCCACACAAGAACCUACUUCCACGCUGCAUUCCCAAUACCAGAGAAAGUCGGCAAAAAAGAGAGGUAAAGAAACUGCUGUCAAAAGAAGCUGGACAACAGAUGAAUGUGCGGCAGUAGAAAGACACCUAAGGAAAUUCAUUGUGAGGAGCCAAGUUCCAGGGAAAAAGGACUGUCAGCGCUGCGUUGAUGCAGAAGCUCAAGCGUUAGGAAAUCGAGACUGGAAGGCGGUCAAAUACUUCAUCAAAAAUCGUAUUUCUGCCAUAAGAAGGAAAGUACAGUGAAAUACAGGUAGCUCAACGUAUUGGAUGCCUUCCCACUAG
Messenger RNA from Rhinichthys klamathensis goyatoka, 2673 nucleotides. Its product is annotated as serine-aspartate repeat-containing protein F-like. The record is from RefSeq and is a predicted model, not a curated record. The coding region runs from base 689 to 2470 and encodes 593 amino acids. Gene Ontology annotation, molecular function: protein binding. The transcript has 17 exons. NCBI's taxonomy places the organism in Eukaryota, Metazoa, Chordata, Actinopteri, Cypriniformes, Leuciscidae.